AUGAGUUGUCGUCGCGGGUGUGCUCAGUCGUACGGCCACGGGCCAGUAGCGGUUGAUGUCGUCGAGUUCGACAAUCGAAAAGAGAGUACCGGCGCGUCGAAAGAGAGGGGCACGGGAUCCGGUGGAAAAGAAGGCGUGACGUUACGACGCAGAAACUUGUUGUCAAAGGAGCGGUUGUUCACGACGGAACUCAAAGGAAAGGAUUCGGACAAUUGUCGACGAGAGCUCAACACCGCAGGUGCGAGGGAAGAGAACGAGGUCGACGAAAGAUCGAGGAGAGGCUUCGAAUCGCAAGAGGGCCGUCCGGAGGGGAUGGGCGUAAAUAGGCUUCGUCGUGGUCGCGGGAAUGGGGAAUGCGGCGUGGUCGAGCGUUGGCAGGAGCCCCUGGGCAGCCGGGAGGAAUGGAGCGUGGUGUGCUGGUUCGCGUUGGCAGGAAGGAGGGGAUUCAAACAAUGGCCACGGGCAGAAAGCCUCGAACUCGCUCUCGUGCCAGACGGUGUUGCGAGGUCUGGAAUGACAGCAAAACGUGAAAAAAGCACGGGGGGAAACAAGCGCGAAUGCAGCAAACGAGAAGGCAGGAGAGGAGGAGUAGAGCAGCGAGACAGACGGAGAGACAGACGAGACACCGAGCGAGCGGAGUGGCAGAGGCGAGACAAGCGGCCUACAGCCCAUGCCCAUGCCCAUGCCCUUGCGCGCCGUUUGCCCACCCAAGCCUCAGCAGAGCGCGAGACAAGCCCAGGCCAGGGUGAGCACAGGGGGUACGAGCCAGUAGGCAGGCUCAGAGAGAAGCCAGACAGGGCUGGGCGACCAUGCCUCGCACCGUUUAGCAGCAGGGCUAAGCUUCCAGGUCCCCUCGUCGUCAUCCGUGCCCGCGCUGGCUACGACUUCGCAGGCUAA
Ilyonectria robusta is the source of this 897-nucleotide messenger RNA. RefSeq lists its product as uncharacterized. The coding region runs from base 1 to 897 and encodes 298 amino acids. The transcript is spliced from 3 exons. The record is from RefSeq and is a predicted model, not a curated record. Lineage: Eukaryota; Fungi; Ascomycota; Sordariomycetes; Hypocreales; Nectriaceae.